AUGAUGUUUCGCGUCUCGCUGCUGACACUCGCGUCGUACCUGACAGUGGCCAUGGUGCUGCCUACCGCCUUGCUGCUGCUGGCUCUACAGCGCAGCCACUGCUGCCGCAAGUUGUUCGCCAAUUGGGUCUUCUACCCACUGCUCAACCCGCUCAUCAGGCACGCCUUCGAGGGCAUCCGGAGGGAGAUCCUGUACGAGCUGAACGACCUCGUCUCGCAUGACCCCGAGCUGCGGCGAGAGGACGCCAUCCGCGUGCUCGAAGUCAACGUCGGGUCGGGACGAAACUUCGACCACAUAUUCAGGAACAUCAGGUACGUGGCAGUAGACCGGACCUCGACGGCCCGGUCCACGUUCCUUCGGCGCCAGAGCCAGUACGAGCACAUCGUACUGGAGCAGUGGCUGCUGACCAGCGGCGAGGACCUGGCCCAAGUGCCGGACAACCACGUGGACGCGGUCAUCGCCACGCACGUGCUCUGCAGCGUCAACGACGUCCGCAAGCUGGUCAGCGAGUGCCGAAGAGUCCUUGCUCCGGGCGGCAAGCUGCUCUUCAUGGAGCACGUGGCCUGUCCGCGGGAUUCGUGGAUCUACCAGCUGCAGCUGUUCCUGGACCCGCUGUGGCAGCUGCUCACGUGCGGCUGCCACCUGGGUCGCGACACGAGCGCCGCCAUCAUCGAGGCAGGCUUCCGCGAGGUGUGCCUCAAGGAGGUCUACCUGCCCAUCCUGGCGCUGAUUAGCCGGCAGGUCUACGGAGUGGCCACCAAGUCGGGCGCGCCGGGCUCCGUGUACCGGAUGAACCGGCGCACGCCACCGCCGCUGCUCGCCAGGCCCGCCAGAACCGCUCAGUCGAAGUCUGCCGUGUCCGAGGAGUUGCCUUCGGCAGGCCCGGAGGCGGGACCGCUGGCUGCUACAGUCCCAUCGACAGCGUAG
This is a messenger RNA of Rhipicephalus sanguineus (brown dog tick), 927 nucleotides long. RefSeq names its product putative methyltransferase-like protein 7A. The transcript is spliced from 3 exons. Bases 1 to 927 code for a protein of 308 amino acids. The record is from RefSeq and is a predicted model, not a curated record. Gene Ontology annotation, molecular function: S-adenosylmethionine-dependent methyltransferase activity. NCBI's taxonomy places the organism in Eukaryota, Metazoa, Arthropoda, Arachnida, Ixodida, Ixodidae.